This is a messenger RNA of Polypterus senegalus (gray bichir), 4129 nucleotides long. RefSeq names its product membrane-associated ring finger (C3HC4) 2 (gene march2). Lineage: Eukaryota; Metazoa; Chordata; Cladistia; Polypteriformes; Polypteridae. The transcript has 6 exons. Gene Ontology annotation, molecular function: ubiquitin-protein transferase activity; zinc ion binding. Gene Ontology annotation, biological process: protein ubiquitination. The record is from RefSeq and is a predicted model, not a curated record. Bases 403 to 1152 code for a protein of 249 amino acids.
CGCGCAAACACUAGCGGUCGGAAAAGGCUGUCUUCAGCUGGUUUUUUUUCUUCCUUCGGCCGGUUGGGGAGUGGAGGAGGAGGAGGAGGUGGUGGAGGUGGAGAAACGGGAACGGGAUAACGAAAACACUUAAUACAUAAAUCGCGGAAUAUAGACACAGGCAACAGUCACGGACUGAAAUAUAUCCUACACUGUCUCACUUUAGAUGUGCCCAUGUCAGCGUCAAUGUACGUCGAAUGACACCAGUUGAAGAUGAGAAGGCAAAAACGCAGACUGGCUGUUGGACGAGUAAUAGAGGAGAAUAUACAAAAUAUACAAGUUGAAGUGACUGCUCUGAAGUUUGCUUAAUCGUAGGGCCAGCCUGAUGUGUCAGUAGAGGGAGCGCUUUCCCUGUAAACUGACAUGACCACUGGAGAGUGCUGUCAUCUUCCUGGAUCACUGUGUGACUGCACUGGCAACACCGCUCUGUCAAAGACAGUGGAGGAUUCGGACAUCCGACGAGCACAGUACGUUACUCAGGUCACCGCUAAGGACGGCAGACUCCUUUCCACUGUCAUCAAAGCACUGGGGCCGCAGAGUGAAGGGCCUAUCUGCCGAAUCUGCCAUGAGGGAGGCAGUGGAGAAGGACUGCUGUCCCCAUGCGAUUGCACUGGUACGCUGGGUACAGUGCACAAGAGCUGCCUGGAAAAGUGGCUUUCCUCCUCAAAUACAAGCUACUGUGAGCUGUGUCACACAGAGUUCACAGUUGAGAGACGGCCUCGGCCCCUUACAGAGGUAACAAAGUGGCUGAGAGACCCCGGACCUCGCAAUGAGAAGAGGACACUUUUUUGUGAUAUGGUCUGUUUCCUGUUCAUCACUCCUCUGGCUGCCAUCUCGGGCUGGCUAUGUCUUAGGGGAGCCCAGGACCAUCUGCAGUUCAACAGCCGGCUGGAAGCAGUGGGGCUCAUUGCUUUGACUAUUGCACUUUUCACCAUCUAUGUCCUUUGGACCCUUGUUUCAUUCCGCUAUCACUGUCAGCUAUACUCUGAGUGGAGACGCACCAAUCAGAAGGUUCGCCUAUUGAUUCCUGAUGCCAAGGGCGCCCAUUCUACCCAGCAUUCCAUGCUCUCCACAAAGAUAAUGAAAAAGACUGCAGAUGAGACAAUUGUAUGAACUAUACACAGCACCCUAGCCCCAUUCCUAAUUGUUUGAGUUCUGGGGAAAUAGUGGGAUCGAUAAGAUUUAUAAAGCUUCAGCCUUCAAGGACACCCUUUCUUGUGUCAGUUUUGUCCCAGUAUAAUUUUGUGAGUGUAUCUGCGUGCUUCUUUACAAGCUCUUUCAUUGAAUCCAAGCGCAAGCAUUGUGGGAUCAUCUUGUUCUCCGCAUCAAUAACAUGUGAAUCACCAAGACCCAGCAGCCAUCAAGAUUUUUUUUUUUUUUUUUUAAUUUCUGAAACCUGCCCCUUUGAAAUUUGCAAAUGUUCAUUACUCUGUUUUGGUUUUGUUUAUUUCUCUCCAUUCCCUGAUCAUCUUUGCCUAUGUCAGCACCCCAGACAUUCCUCUUCAGGUGAUACUCAUAUGUUGUUAAAAUAAGUAGUUCAAUUUUACAUACAAGAGACUGUACUUACCAGCAGAUACAUGCUGAUCUAAUGAUGUUAAUUUGUUUACUGGGGGGAAUAAUAUUGCCGUUUACAUCCGUAUACCUGCCUAUUUUGUCAGUCCUGAACAAUUUCUCUUAAAUAACUAUAGUAUAUUACAUGUCCUUUUGUUACAAUAGAUUUUCCAACUGUUUAUACUGUUUUUCUGGUGGAGCUGAGAGGGUGAAGUGCAUGAAUAUUUUAUGAAACUGGUGAAUAAUGAAUACGUCGUAGAUAUAUGUAGGUAGGUUACCCCUUAAAAGCUAUCUGCUAUCUGUCUAUGCCCCUUCCACACCGUCCCAUGCUCCUUUCCUUCUGCCCCCACUAUGGUAGUGGACCUUGAAUGGUGUAUAAUUUCUUUUCUCUGUAGACACCUAGAGAGACCACCAUUUGAACUCUGCUGUCCACAAGUAUGUGCAAUAAUGUUUUAUAUCCUCUAUCAUUGUUAAAGAUUGUGGCACAGUGCUGGAAGAAAGUAGUGAAGUGAAUAAACAAGUUCACACUUAAAAGGUACACACACAUGUGUUUUCUUGCAUGCUCAAGAGCAUCUUUUUUUUUUAGAAAGUGUGAUUCAAUAAAGAUUUUUUUAAAAUCCAUCUGUUUAGACGUAAUGGACUAGAAGGACAUAUUUUUUUUUUUUUGCAGUCAGUUUUGAACUAACAUCAAGGUGCUGCAGUUUGCUACAAAUACUUAUAGAAGACUCGGAUGCAUUUGCACAGUCUUUAAAUAUAAAUAUAUAUAAAAUCUACAAUGAUUGUCUGCUGAUUCUGUAUGACUUUGUUAUUCAGAACAAACAUAAUUUAAUUAAAAAUUAUAUUAUUAUACUGGGUGAAAUUUAUAUUUACAUGCACCAUAGUGAUUGCUGCUAUCUUCAGUUAUGUAGUUAAGAUUUGAAUUGUAAUGGAGUAUACAGGUAUACUGCUGAUUGACCCACAUUAAACAAGGAGGAAGCAGAUGAAUUCAAUGGAGCUCUUGUAAGAUGAAUGAAAAUGUAAUUAUGCCAAAUGAUUUUCCAUAUGUUUAGGGAAAAAUCACAUCUGCUUCUCAAGUAGAUUUAGCAUUUCUGAAGCAAAAACCCUUGACUUCAGUUUCAGUUCAGGUAGCAUAUUUUAAUGUGCAUAUUCAGUCUGUAUUUUAGAACCUUGAAAUUACUUUCCUGCAUUUCAAACCAGAUAUACUUUUGCAUGUUUAAAAUACAGUACAUGCAGCAUUAAGAAAUUAACCAUUAUUUUUUCCUAUUUUUUAAAAUUGUACAUUUAAAUAUCUGACUUUGACUUAUCCCAUAUUUUAUAUUUUCAAAUAUAAACGUAUAGGAUUUUUAAGCAUAACUGUAAAUAUGGUGUAUAUAAGAUUUAUAAAUAUAUUCCGCUUUAAUGUAUACUUGUAAUAAGUACAUUCUUUAGAUGUGUAUGUUUUAAAUAUUUAGAAGUUAUUAUAUACAUUUAUGGCAAUUAAAAAUUUGCCAAGUGGACUAGUUUUGAAUUUCAACGAGAGGUUCUCAGUCAGUCAAACUGAUCAUGGUCAUAAAGUGCAUCAAGUAACCUUGAAUAGUAUUAUAGUAUGUGGCUGAUGAUGGAUUAAAUUUGGAUAGAGGAAUGUUAGCGGCACAGUUAAGUACAAUUCAUAACAAUUAUUUGGGAAAAUUGCAAAUUUGUUUUUAUUUAAAAGAAAAAUAAUGCCAAAGAAAUAAUAUAUAAAUAUUUUUCCAGAUAUAGAGUAGAAGAGAGAGCAAGAUCUUAGUCUUGGACGUGAUUGUUGAGAGUGGAGGAGCCCUUGAAAAUGAAUGUUAGGGAGAUUUUCAAAGAGUCUACAUUUUUCACUUACAUAAACAAACAAGUCGUUUUACAGCUCCUGUGGUAGUGAGUAUCACCAAAAAGUUUUAUUGAACAAACUGAAAUAUAUUAUCUGAACAGAUGGAAAGCUGGCUUUAGAGGACUGCUGCUGACACAUUCAUCUAUGUGGGAUUAUCCCCUUGGCAUUCUGUGGUUCAGUUUUAAAGAGUUAAAGACAAUUAAUUCUACUGCUAGAUUACUGAGUAACCCUGAAUAAGAUGCUUUGACUGCCUUUUCUCUGGUGGUGUAAAUAUAUCCUUCUAUAGAGUUGUUGUUCUACAAUUGUAAAGUAUUUAGGGUGGUGUUGACCAUGAAAGGUGCUAUAAAAUAAGGCUUGAUAAUUUUGUUUUUGUGUCAAGUAGGUUAUUGAAGAAAUGCUGUAAAUCUAAAUUGGGAUGGAAUAGAGAGAAACAUAUAUUAAAUCAAGUUUUUUAGUUUAGCAGUUUUUCUAAAUAAGCAUUUGUUUUUUAAUCAUUUACUGUUAAUUAUCUUCAAACCUAAUAUUGCACUGAAGAUCACCUUUUCAAUUUGCCCACCAAACUAUGAGAAGUGUUUAUCUUGCUUUUUUAUAUUUAAAUCUGUACAUUGGGAUAUUAUGAGGUUUUAACUGUAGACCUUCAGGUGCCUGCUGAACAAAUGUUAAAAUUUACCAAUAAAUGUUAUUGUAACAGCUUUGAUCCUC